AUGGCAAAGGGAACUAAGGUCGGGGGGAAGGGCAAAUCGAAGAGCAAAGGCAAGAAAACAGGUCCAACUUCUGCUGAUAGGGUCAUUAAAACUCGAUCUAUGGAUGCUAUCCUUGGGAUCCAGGAAUUGGAGCUGUCAGAGGAUGAGCAAGGAGCAGGGGCAGAGCGAACCUGUCGUGAAUAUACUCCAACGCCUCGAAUUGGAAUUUGUACGAAUGUCGAAGACUGGAUAUCGGCUUCUAAGCAAGCUAUGCAAGACGUCAAUAUGGGUAAGGCUGUACCAUCUCCGAUUUUACAGUCUAACUAUACUAAUGUCACUACCAGUGGAGGAAAAGAGAAGGUUAUUACAGGGAAAGGUGUUAUCGAUCAGAAGAGGGCCUCUGGAGUCAAAAUUGAUGUCGAGGAUAUUGCUGAGGAGGUGAAUUUUUGGCAAUCCUCUUUAGUCUGCUAUGUGCUUGGUGCAAAUCCACCAAUCCGAAUCCUGGAGGGCUUUGUGAGGAGAUUAUGGAAGGAUCAAGUUGAUAAGGUAGGCAUUCUCUCAUCUAGUAUUUUCAUCAUUCGCUUUUUAUCUAUGGAAGUAAGAGAUAGAAUUUUGGAUGGAGGAUAUCUGUUUUUUGGGAAUAAACCUCUCAUAAUGAAGGUCUGGAAUCCGGUUGAUGAUUUUAUUAAGGAAGACAUUGAUUCAGUUCCAACUUGGGUUCAUUUGGGAGGAUUGGAUAUUAAAUACUGGGGUGAUAGGUCUCUGUUCAAGAUAGUGGGACAGAUUGGGAAGCCAAUUCAAGUGGAUUCCAUUACUAAAAACAGAGAUCGCUUAGCUUAUCCCAGAAUUCUCAUUGAAGUGACCAUGACACAGGACUUUCCAUCUCGAAUCAGCUUCUUGAAUGAAUUUGAUCAAGAAGUAGACAUCUUCGUGGAAUAUGAAUGGAAGCCCACUGUAUGUAUGAAUUUCUCUGGCCUAGGACACGAGGCUCAAGUUUGCAGGAAGAGUAAGACUGUGAAGCAAGAAUGGGUCCCUAAACAGAAGGUUUCAUCACUUAUUGUAAGCAAAGUUAAUGUAGAUGCUGAUGGUUUUCAAACAGUUACUAAGGGAAUCAAGAUACAGGAACCUAAUGCCAUCCCAACGAGUGUGAAGAAUAAAUUUUGCCUGCUUGAGGGAGACCCUGAGAUGGAGCUUUUACAGAGGAGGAAUACAGUAAGAGAGGGGGGAGGACCCUCUGUUCUAGAUGGAUAG
Molecule: messenger RNA, 1230 nt
Organism: Humulus lupulus (European hop)
Lineage: Eukaryota; Viridiplantae; Streptophyta; Magnoliopsida; Rosales; Cannabaceae
Exons: 1
Coding region: 1-1230 (409 amino acids)
Source: RefSeq, a predicted model, not a curated record